Molecule: messenger RNA, 969 nt
Organism: Amphibalanus amphitrite
Lineage: Eukaryota; Metazoa; Arthropoda; Thecostraca; Balanomorpha; Balanidae
Product: coiled-coil domain-containing protein 43-like
Biological process (GO): mRNA processing
Source: RefSeq, a predicted model, not a curated record
GUUGUUAGGCACGUUUGUCGAAGAGUGCAGGGGAUGGGAUAAGGGGUAAAAAUUCGGUAUUUUGGAAGUUUAGACGUGUAAUAGUAUCGUAGGUCUGCUGCAUGAAAAGUUCGGUCAAAAGUUUAUUUGCAAGAACCUUAUUUAUCACCAACGCUGUACCCGAUGGAGGAGUUUCAAGCAUGGCUCACAAACAAGUUAUUGUCACUGGAAUCAGAUGACAGUGUUAUCACUGAUUACAUAAAUGGGAUACUUACGGGAGAUGAAUCUCAACCAGAAAAAGAGGAAGCAUUACAGGGAAUACUGUGUGGAAUAAUGGAGUCAGGAGUGGAAGAGUUUUGCCAAGAAAUAUUUGCUAAAUGGAAUGAGUGCAAUUCAACAAGUGCUAAGAAUCAAGAAAAUGGUGCUGCACAGAAGGUUGACAUUGAAGAUCAACUGUCCAAGAUCAUGGAGCAGCAGAAUCUAUCUGCAACUGUCACAGAGAAGCCCAAGGUGUCCAAUGCCGAUAAAAAGCUAAAGGAAGCUAUUCUCCAGCAAUAUGCUGAGGUGUCUGACCAUGAGGAAGACGAGGAGGGCGGGGGCGAAGAGCAGCUGGAGGCGGGUAAAAACACCAACCGCGACGAGGUCACCCGCGAGGAACAGGAGCGGCGAGAGAGGAUGAAGGCCGAGGCGGCCGCCAAACGGGAGAAGGACAAGCUGGACAGGGAGAAGCAGAAACAGCAGGCUGAGCGAAAGGAUAAGGAGAAGAAGCGCACCGCCAAAACGGAGAAGCGCAGAUAGCACGCCACGACAGUGUGGUGAAUGUAGGGGGUUCGACAUGGCGCUGUGUGCGCUGGGCCCCCGCAAAAGUGAUCUGGUAUAUGUAGAGUCUGACGGGAUUGUUCUGGCUAUGUUGGUCUGUCACGCAGUGUGUAUAUGCGUGGUGAUACUCCUGGACUGGCCCCAUCCGGUGCCGUCUGUGUGUUGUGUGUG